GCCUAAAACAUCGUUUUAUUUCGGGAUAGUUAUGGUAUAUAGUAAUCAUCUAUGUUCUUUAUGAAAAAUAAAAGAAUAAAAACCAUUUCUCUUGCUUUUUUUGGCUUUUUUUUUUUGACUUGAAUUCCUCCCCGCCACUCAUACACAUAAGAUUAUAGAUCAUGUCAUUCAGACCACCAACAAAACAACAAGCUACAGCACCCAAAAAACAAGUGAGACGAUACAGAGCAGGUCAAGUACCUGAGAAUUACCAUAGUGAUAUUGACGAAGAUAUUUCAGAAGAAGAAGAAGAAGUAUUGAUUAAACAGGAGCAACAGCAACAACAGCAACCAUCACAACAGAAAAAAAAAUUGGAAUUUGCUCAAAAAGACGUGCAAACAGGUAUUCAACAAACGGUCAUUUCAGAUAGAGAAGCAAGCCAUGAUCGACGUUUAAGAAGAUUACAACAGGUACAGCAACAACAACGGCAAGAAGGUAGUGGAUUUCGUUCACAAGGAAGAAGACGAGACGUCUCAUCGUCAGAAGAGGAGGAGGAGUCAAGUGAUGAUGAAGCAACAAAAGCAAGAGAACGAUUAAGAUUGAAGCAAAAAGCACUACAAUAUCAGGCGAGCGGUAAUGCUAUAAAGCAGGAAGAUCUCGAUCGAGGUAUUCAGCAACCAGCUAUCAAGCAAGAAUCAAGUGAAGAAGAAGACGAAGAAGAGGAGGAAGAGGAGGAAAGUUCUUCCGAGUAUGAAUCAUCGAGUGAGGAGGAAGAGGAUACAUUACUUCGACUACCAAAACCAGUGUUUAUACCAAAGUCGAAACGUGCCACAAUACUCGAACAAGAAAAGCUGGCCAAGGAAGCAGAGGAGAGAGAAAAGAGACUAGAAGAAGAAAUUGAAGAACGAAAGAAACAAUCGCAUGCCUUACUAGCUGAUGAACUGAAAAGAGAGAAAGAAAAAGCUGCUGAAAAGAAUACGAAUCAAUAUGAGGCUGAAGUGGAUGACACAGAUGGUCUAGAUGAAGAGGCAGAAUACAAUGCUUGGAAAAUCAGAGAGCUCAACCGUAUUAAACGAGACCGCGAAGAACGUAUUAAACGAGAAAAAGAGGAAGAAGAGCUUGAACGUAGAAGAGCACUACCCGAAGAAGUGCGUCUCAAAGAAGAUCUGGAACGUGCUAAACAGACCAAAGAAAGUAAAGAUCCUGGUCAAUUCACGUUUAUGCAAAAAUACUACCAUAAAGGUGCCUUUUUCCAAGAUACCGACGAUGAAGUCUUUAAACGUGAUUAUACAGCGCCUACGAUUGAUGAAGUGCGUCAUAAAGAAUUAUUACCGAAAGUGAUGCAAGUGAAGAAUUUUGGUUUGGCGGGACGAACCAAAUAUACUCAUUUGAAGGAUCAAGAUACCUCUUCCAGAGACUCACCUUGGGAAAAACCGUUAGCCAAACGUAGAAGAAAGGAUUAUAAUGAUAAAGCUUAAUGUAUAUAGUAUAAUUUAGUCUGCAUAUAUUUCAGUUACUGUACAAAUAUGUGGCAUAGAUAACAAAAGCUGCACCCACAAUAAAAAGAGAGGUGAUCUGGAAUUCAAACAGUCCAUAACUGAUC
This is a messenger RNA of Mycotypha africana, 1582 nucleotides long. RefSeq names its product splicing factor, Prp19-binding domain-containing protein. Gene Ontology annotation, biological process: mRNA splicing, via spliceosome. The transcript has a single exon. Gene Ontology annotation, molecular function: RNA binding. The coding region runs from base 162 to 1457 and encodes 431 amino acids. Gene Ontology annotation, cellular component: U2-type spliceosomal complex. Lineage: Eukaryota; Fungi; Mucoromycota; Mucoromycetes; Mucorales; Mycotyphaceae. The record is from RefSeq and is a predicted model, not a curated record.